Arabidopsis lyrata subsp. lyrata is the source of this 1241-nucleotide messenger RNA. Its product is annotated as cytochrome P450 72C1. Lineage: Eukaryota; Viridiplantae; Streptophyta; Magnoliopsida; Brassicales; Brassicaceae. Gene Ontology annotation, molecular function: iron ion binding; heme binding; monooxygenase activity. The record is from RefSeq and is a predicted model, not a curated record.
CCUCUAUAAACUAGUUUUAUCACAUUUCUUUUCUACAGUAUUUUUUUUUUUUUUUCUAUUCACGCAUAUAUAUAUAUAUAUAUAGAUAUACAGCUGCCUCCAACAUAUAUAGUCAACUGAUGAAAUUAUAAGCAUCAUCAUUAUAGUUUUGUCUCCUUUUUUUCUUUUCCUUUACUUUCUAGCUCCUCCCUUCUUCAUAGAUAGAUCAAGAUGAUGGAGAUUAAUAUAGUAAGAAAAGUGUUCUUGAUCGGAUUCUUGAUCUUGAUUCUGAAUUGGGUAUGGAGAGCUGUGAAUUGGGUUUGGUUAAGGCCAAAGAGACUAGAGAAAUAUCUGAAGAAACAAGGAUUUUCUGGGAAUUCUUAUAGGAUUUUGAUGGGAGAUAUGAGAGAGAGUAAUCAGAUGGAUCAAGUUGCUCACUCUCUUCCUCUUCCUCUCGACGCCGAUUUUCUCCCUCGCAUGAUGCCUUUUCUCCACCACACUGUUCUAAAACAUGGGAAGAAGUGUUUCACAUGGUACGGACCGUACCCGAACGUGAUAGUAAUGGAUCCAGAGACACUACGAGAGAUUAUGUCAAAACACGAACUCUUUCCGAAACCAAAGAUUGGGUCACAUAAUCAUGUUUUUCUCAGUGGUCUUCUCAAUCACGAAGGUCCUAAAUGGUCCAAGCAUCGAAGCAUUCUUAAUCCUGCUUUUCGUAUCGAUAAUUUGAAGAGCAUACUACCAGCAUUCAACUCGAGUUGCAAAGAGAUGUUAGAAGAAUGGGAGAAAUUAGCUUCAGCAAAAGGAACAGUGGAACUUGAUUCAUGGACUCACUGUCAUGACUUAACCAGAAACAUGCUUGCUCGUGCUUCUUUUGGUGAUUCCUACAAAGAUGGUAUCAAGAUCUUCGAAAUCCAACAAGAGCAGAUCGAUCUUGGUCUCCUCGCUAUUCGUGCCGUCUACAUUCCUGGAUCAAAAUUUUUGCCAACAAAGUUCAACAGGAGGUUGAGAGAAACCGAAAGGGACAUGAGGGCUAUGUUUAAAGCUAUGAUUGAGACUAAAGAGGAGGAGAUAAAAAGAGGAAGAGGUACCGACAAAAACAGCGACUGUUGUUCUCCAUGUUGGCUUCGAAUACAAAAACCAUCAAAGAACAAGGACCAGAUUCAGGGCUGAGUCUUGAUGACCUGAUAGAUGACUGUAAGGCUUUCUAUCUAGCUGGUCAAAAUGUCACUUCUUCAUUGUUUGUUUGGACACUUGUUGCU